Molecule: messenger RNA, 594 nt
Organism: Vicia faba (fava bean)
Lineage: Eukaryota; Viridiplantae; Streptophyta; Magnoliopsida; Fabales; Fabaceae
Source: the annotation of a GenBank genome assembly
AUGGUGCAUGUUUCGUUUUACCGGAACUAUGGGAAAACGUUCAAGAAGCCUCGUCGUCCAUACGAGAAGGAGCGAUUGGACGCAGAGUUGAAGCUGGUGGGAGAGUACGGACUUCGGUGCAAGAGAGAGCUGUGGAGGGUUCAGUACGCUCUGAGCCGUAUCCGUAACAAUGCAAGGAAUCUCUUGACACUGGAUGAGAAGAAUCCUCGCCGGAUCUUUGAAGGUGAAGCUCUUUUGCGGAGAAUGUUUCGUUACGGGCUCCUUGAUGAGACUCAGAACAAGCUCGAUUAUGUCUUGGCUCUCACUGUUGAGAACUUUCUCGAGCGCCGUCUUCAGACACUUGUCUUCAAAUCUGGCAUGGCUAAGUCCAUCCAUCAUGCUAGGGUUCUUAUUAGGCAAAGGCACAUCAGGGUUGGGAGACAGGUGGUGAACAUUCCAUCAUUCAUGGUGAGGGUUGAUUCACAGAAGCACAUUGACUUCUCACUCACGAGUCCUCUUGGUGGUGGUCGUCCUGGUCGCGUGAAGCGAAAGAACCUUAAGGCUGCAGCUAAGAAGGCUUCUGGCGGUGAUGGAGAUGAGGAGGACGAAGAUUAA